Molecule: messenger RNA, 753 nt
Organism: Rubroshorea leprosula
Lineage: Eukaryota; Viridiplantae; Streptophyta; Magnoliopsida; Malvales; Dipterocarpaceae
Source: the annotation of a GenBank genome assembly
GACAGCACAGCUUGAUGAAUUUGUGCUUUUUGUUAGGGAAAGCCACAUGAUGAAACAGAUAUAGCAGUCAAGAGACUCUCUAGUAGCUCAGGACAAGGCAUAGAAGAGUUCAAGAACGAAGUCGGGUCGAUUUUGAAACUACAACACAGAAAUAUUGUCAGGCUAGUUGGUUGCUGUGUUGAAGCUGAAGAAAGGAUACUAAUUUAUGAAUUCCUGGCCAACAAAAAACGUGAAUAAUUAUCUGUUUGGCAGGUUCCGUUGAGAAAUUUUCUUUUCUCCCUUGGUUGCAUCACAUCACAUCUCAUCAUAUCAUUUUCUUAACCAUAAAGUUUCCAGCUUUACACCUUCUUCCCUAUCCUUCACCAUCUCCAUCACAGUUACUCUUUUCCCUUGUUAGAUAUCUGUUAUUCCCUAACGCCAUGCCUAUCAUCAAUGUUGCCCCUCGGCACCACCAGCGUGAGGGUCUCGUGCUCAAGGACCCUGGACCUGCUGGGUUUGCUUUCAUUUUUUGUCUGGCUUUGUCAAAUGGAAAUUCUGAGGGAAACCGGAAUUUAUCAGGUCAUUUAUGCAACUAGGAAUGAAGAAAUCUGCUUCUGGGUUUGUGCGUGUGUGAAAUCUAUAUGAAUUCCUGUGAAUUCCAGUGAUCGAUAGCCAUGGAGUAAAAUAAGGCAUGGAAACUUGAAAGGGUCUGUUUAGGCAGGCUUCUUGAAAAGUUUCUACAUUUUCUUGUUAGAAUAUACAUUUUUUAGGCUU